UUUUAUCUUCAAAUUCAUCCAACUUUUAAGGAUGUGGGGUUUUGCUUCUAACGCCAUAGCAAGCAUUGGGUUAAAGAGUUCAAGAGAGGCGAGUCGAGCAUGUUCCGAGCUUUCAGACGAAGAAGUCUGUUCAAACGGUAGUGGAGACGAAGCUUUGGAAUGUCCCAUUUGUUUGGAAUCUUUCAACAUAGCCGAGAAUGUGCCUUAUGUCUUAUGGUGUGGUCAUACCCUUUGCCAAAAUUGUAUCUUGGGGAUCCAAUCUACUGUUUUGAAGCUCCCCACUUCGCAAUUCAAGAUCCCUUUCGUCAUUUCUUGCCCAUGGUGCCAUUUUCUCUCCCUUCGCCUGGUUUGCAGAGGGAAGCUCAAGUUCCCUCGCAAGAAUUUCUUCCUUCUAUGGAUGAUUGAGAGCUUGAAUGGUGAUAGAUAUGGCGAUGUAAGGAGAAUGCAGUCCGGAGAUAAUCGAUGUAAUCUAAUGCUUGGACACCAAGCUAGCAACAGCCUCCUUAGAAGGGAGUCAUAUGCUCGUGGUUCUCAACAAAUUCAGUCUCGAGAUAAUGGUGGCGGUGAUCACGUGGAGAGGCAUCAUCAGUUCUCACUUUAUAAAUCGUUUUAUUUCUUCAUUCACCUUACUACCAAGUUCCCGUUGGUCAUCAUGUUCCUUUUAAUUGUUUUCUUUGCAAUACCGGGGAGUGUUGUUAUCUUAUUACUUUACUUACUUGUGAUGAUUGUUUUCGCUGUCCCAUCUUUCUUGGUGCUGUACUUUGCAUUCCCUAUGUUGAAUAGGCUGGUUAGAGAAAUAACCUCAUGAGAUGUUGCUUUCUCACUUCGAAGGACUAGAGAUUUGUGGUUUGAAAUGAAAAGCUUUCAGAUUCGUGUAUUGUUUUCAUGAUGAAAUAUAACUUGAAAACAUCUUGAAAACUCGUUUUUUGCAAUUGUGGUGGUGUAUUUGAAUUAGUUGUCAUUGAAGUGGCUGCUAACCUUUUGUACAGGCUUAACUUCCCAAAUGAAUAUAAUGUACAUUUUGUUGUGGUUA
This is a messenger RNA of Hibiscus syriacus, 1033 nucleotides long. RefSeq lists its product as uncharacterized. The transcript has 2 exons. Bases 32 to 808 code for a protein of 258 amino acids. The record is from RefSeq and is a predicted model, not a curated record. NCBI's taxonomy places the organism in Eukaryota, Viridiplantae, Streptophyta, Magnoliopsida, Malvales, Malvaceae.